AUCAAAAUUAUGAAAAACCGCAUGAUCAAGUAGCUAAGAACUUAGAUUAAAUUAGCUGAAGAAUUUGCAGAAGAGUUUAUUGAUGUGGAUGGAUGAGAUGAAUGGAAAAUUUUGAUUUCUGUGGUGGCGAUGAUGGGUGAAUGUUUGUGUUGUUGAUUGGUUUUUGGAAUCUGCGAGAAAUCUCUCACUCUUUACGCCUUCUUCAUCUUGACUCUCUUCACCAACCUCUUUUUAUUUUCACUGUCUGAACUUUUCUUGGUAGUGAAUCACGGUUUCUUUCUUCUCAAACCCCAACUUUGAAGUUGUGUUGGCUUCUUCCUUUCCUUUCCUAUCAGGAGGAUUUUGGCGGUGGUCAAUUUCAGUUCAAGUUGAAGCCAAUCGGAAUUUGACACCUUUUUUUUUAUCAACUGUUUGAUGUUGAGCUUGGAGGGAGGUGGAUAUAUCUUGUUGAAUAGGAAGUAGUGUUUUUUUUUUCUUUUAAUUUUUUGUUUUCUGCAGAGGGGAGCUGGUUUUGGGAGUAAUCGGAGCUGGAAGUGAUUGAAUUUGGUCGGUUUUGAAGGAGCUUGAUUGAACUUAUUGAAGGUUGAAUUUGUUGAGUCUCCUUUCAAAUGAGCGAAUCAUAAUGAACGGAAUCGUGGGUUUGUUGGUCAAUGGAUUCUCCAGACAAGACAUUGACUGAUAUACUUGGUAAUUGGAAGUCUUGGAUCCCUUGGCGAUCUGAAUCAGCUAAUGUAUCGAGGGCUUUUUGGAUGCCCGAUCAGAGUUGCCGGGUAUGCUACGAUUGUGAUUCACAAUUUACCCUUAUCAACCGUAGACACCAUUGCCGACUUUGUGGAAGAGUGUUCUGUGCUAAGUGUACAGCAAACUCAAUACUUGCUCCAUCAGGUGACCCGAGGAUCCCUCGUGAAGAGAGGGAGAGAAUUCGUGUUUGUAACUAUUGCUUCAAGCAAUGGAAUCAGGGAAUAGCUGCUUCAGAUCAUGAGAUCAGGGUGCUUAACCAGGAUAUCUCCAGUUCACCAUCAGCGGCUAGUUUGUCCAGUCCUAGAUCUAGUGGCACUGCUGACAGCAGCAUUACUUUUGCUUCUGUGCCUUAUUCCUUUGAGGCCAACCAACAAGCUCUAGAGCAUUCUGGUCUCAGCCCACAACAUUCACCUGUUAUCUUAACAGGCAGAGAUCAGCAGGGUGAAUCGGCAUUGGGAAGGAGCAUUGACAUUCUUUCUAGCAUAGGAGAUACACCACAAAAUUAUUCCAUGAACAGGAGUGCUGGCAAGGAUGAUUAUGAUGGUGUAUACAAGUCUGAUACUGAAGCAAGCCAUUCACCUCAAGCCAUAAGUUACUUUGGUCAACCUGAACCUGAAGAGAUUGGAAUUGAGCAUGGACCACAUAACGAGCAGCUUGAUGGGGAAAACAACGAUGUCAGAAGUUUAAGUAGCUCUCCGUUGCAGGAAAGUUUUUAUUCACAAGGUCUUGAAGGAAUUUCAGAUCUCGACCAAAAAGAAGAAACAAAUUUUAUUUAUGGAGAAGAUCCAGGGCAUUCCUCUUUAGAAUUUACAGAUGAUGUCCAGUCUGAACCUGUUGAUUUUGAGAGUAAUGGGCUUCUUUGGAUCCCACCUGAACCUGAAGAUGAAGAAGAUGAGAGGGAAACUUUCUAUGAUGAUGAUGAUGAGGGACAUGAUGCUGGUGAAUGGGGGUAUUUCCGAGCCUCUAGCAGUUUUGGGAGUGGGGAAUAUCGUAGUAAGGAUAGGUCUAGUGAGGAGCACAAGAAUGUCAUGAAGAAUGUUGUUGAUGGACAUUUUAGGGCUUUAGUUGCUCAAUUGUUGCAGGUUGAGAACCUUCCUUUGGGUGAGAUCAGUGAUAAGGAGAGUUGGCUGGAGAUAAUUACUUCCCUGUCUUGGGAGGCUGCCACACUAUUAAAGCCAGAUAUGAGUAGAUGCGGUGAGAUGGACCCAGGUGGAUAUGUGAAAGUCAAAUGUAUUGCUUCGGGACUUCGCCGCAAUAGUAUGGUGGUAAAAGGGGUAGUUUGUAAGAAAAAUGUGGCUCAUCGGAGAAUGAUCUCAAAGAUAGAGAAGACUCGCUUGCUGAUUCUUGGAGGUGCACUCGAAUACCAAAGGGUUUCCAAUCACUUAUCAAGUUUUGAUACGCUGUUGCAGCAGGAGAUUGACCAUUUGAAGAUGGCAGUUGCAAAAAUAGAUGCACAGCGCCCUGAUGUUCUUUUAGUUGAAAAAUCAGUGUCAAGAUUUGCACAAGAGUACCUACUUGCAAAAGAUAUAUCGCUUGUUCUCAAUAUUAAGAGACCUCUUUUGGAGCGUAUAGCCCGCUGCACGGGUGCACAGAUAGUUCCUUCAAUCGAUCAACUGUCAUCACCAAAGUUGGGAUAUUGCGAGUUAUUUCAUGUAGAAAGGUUCACGGAAGAUCUUACCUCCUCUGGAUCAAUGGGGAAAAGAUCAGUGAAGACAUUGAUGUUUUUUGAAGGUUGCCCAAAGCCAUUGGGUUGUACUAUUUUACUUAGAGGUGCUGACAUGGAUGAGCUGAAGAAAGCAAAGCGAGUCAUUCAGUAUGGAGUUUUUGCUGCUUAUCAUUUGGCCUUGGAAACAUCUUUUCUUGCUGAUGAAAGAGCCUCUCUACCAGAGCUUCCCUUGAACUCCCCAAUUACUGUUGCAAUUCCUGUGAAAUCGUCUGUUGUCGAGAGAUCCAUAUCAAUGGUCCCUGAUUUCAGUCUUCCUGGUUAUCAGGGGCAGCCACCUAGCUUACCUAUCGAGGAGCCACAAAGAUCCAAAAGCUUACCUUCCUCAGAUCUAAUCUUAUCAAGCAACAGCACUAUACCUUUUGUAGAAAAUGGUCCUAGUUCUCAACUCUCCCAACCUAGUUCAUCCGCAGCAAAUUCAACUGCAAUUUUCUCUUCUCAUCCCGUCCCCUGGACUAUUGGUUCAGAGUCUUAUGAUGAUGAGCCCUCUUCAUAUAGUACAAUUAAGGAGAGAAAUGCAUUGGGUACCCGGGGUGAAAUGGAAGAAUCUUCUGCUAAUGGUUAUCAGAAACAAGAACCAGGAUCUGUUAAGUUGUUGGGGAAUGACAAGUUUUCUAUUGAUUCUGAAGACUUUCAUAACUCAGUGGUAUCUAGCCAGCCAACUGGCUCAGAGCCAUUAAACGUGCAACAGAAUAUUCAAAAUCAACAAGAGCUUGGAACUUUCAAAGAGGAGCUGGGAACAGGGAAAGAUGAUUUCCCUACAGCAUCUUCUGCGCAUCAAAGUAUUUUGGUCUCUUCAUCAUCAAGAUGCAUAUUGAAAGGAAGUGUCUGUGAGAGGUCACAUCUCUUUAGAAUCAAAUACUAUGGGACUUUUGAUAAACCUUUAGGCCGAUUCUUAAGGGACAAAUUAUUUAAUCAGGCUUACCGGUGCGAUUCUUGCGAUAUGCCAGCAGAAGCACAUGUUCAUUGUUAUACUCAUAGACAGGGCACCCUCACAAUAUCUGUUAGAAAGUUACCAGAACUUCUCUUGCCAGGUGAAAGAGAAGGGAAGAUUUGGAUGUGGCAUAGAUGCCUACGAUGCCCACGAAACAAUGGUUUUCCUCCAGCUACUCGAAGAGUAGUGAUGUCAGAUGCUGCAUGGGGACUCUCAUUUGGGAAGUUCUUAGAGCUCAGUUUUUCAAACCACAUUGCUGCUAGCAGAGUGGCAAGCUGUGGCCACUCCUUACAUAGAGACUGCCUUCGUUUUUAUGGAUAUGGGAGAAUGAUUGCUUGUUUCCGCUAUACUUCAACUGAUGUGCAUUCUGUAUACCUUCCACCAUCAAAACUGGAUUUCAACUAUGAGGAUCAGGAGUGGAUACAAAAAGAAAAAGAUGAGCAGGUGGUGAACCAAGCUGAGCUUUUGUUUUCCGAAGUGUUGAAUACUCUUCGACAAAUUGCAGAAAAAAUAUCUGGUGCAAGGACCAUCAAUAGCACGAGAAAAAUGGAACUAAGACGACAGAUCGCUGGGUUGGAGGCAAUCUUACAAAAAGAGAAGGCCAAAUUUGAGGAAUCACUCCAUAAAACUAUGAAUGGGGAAGGAAGACAGGGCCAGGGUGCUGUGGACAUUCUUGAGAUCAACUAUCUACGUAGGAAAUUACUCAUUCAAGCUUAUGUAUGGGACCAGCAAUUGAUCCAAGCAGCCAAUUUAGAGAACGGGAACUCUGCUGGCAGCUUUGUUGCAGAGUCUGAAGAGAGACUUGUGGUUGAUAGUGAGAAGCUCUCUGAAAUUAGCACCAACAGCAAAUUAGUUGAAGACCUUAAAUCCUCUGACUCUCACCUUGCCUAUCAACAGUGUAAUGAAGGGCCAAGUAAUGGAAAGGAAUUUGUAACCAACUUGGCUCAACCUGACAUUCAAGUCGAAGAAGUUGGAGAUUCAGAUGCUGAUAAAGGAGAAGAACAUUUAUGCAGCACAAACAUUAGUGAUCCAUCUGAAACCCUAGAACCAAAGACAUAUCUUCAGGCAGCUCAGGCUGAUGGGGAGUUUUCUAGGAUGGUAAGUUUAUCAGAUACACUCGAGGCUGCAUGGACAGGUGACAAUGGUUCAGUAGUUGGAAUUACAAAAAACAAUUCCCUUAUUUUGUCCAAUUCAACUUUGGAAGAUUCAUCAGGCAUUGAUAUUACUAUAUCGAACGAUCAUUCUGAAGAUCAGAAUGUGGACAGGGUUACCCAUGCCAUUUCUCAGUCGCUUCCUUCAAAGGCACUUGAUGAUACAGAAGACUUUGAAGGCUACUUAGAUACGGCUUCAUCAAACUUUUAUUAUUUAUUUAAUGAAAAUUUUCUAGCUAGUGGUCAGAAACUUGAAGCACUAGCUAAACACAAUCCUGUCUUUCUGUCUUCAUUCUGGGAGCUUGAGUUUCAAGGUGGAGCUAGACUGUUCUUGCCUCUUGGUGUAAGUGAAACUGUUGUUCCGGUCUAUGAUGAUGAACCCUCCAGUAUCAUAGCUUAUGCUCUAAUGUCACCAGAAUAUCAUUCCCAGUUGAUUGACGAGGCAGAAAAAGUGAGAGAUGGUGGUGAUUCGUUGCCUUCCUUAUCUUACACAGACUCAUUUUUCCAGUCCUCUGAUGAUUUCUCCUUUGAUACUUCUAAAAGUUUGGGACCUUCAGAUGACACUAUUUCAUCCAUCUCUGGACCUCGUACCUCUAUUAGUUUGGAUCCACUCUCAUACCCAAAGUCCCUUAAUCCCAGAAUUUUUUUUGAAGAAUAUGGUCCACAUGGUGGAGUAAAAUAUUCUGUUACCUGUUACUACGCAAAACGAUUUGAAGCUUUGAGGAGGAUUUGUUGUUCAGAACUUGAUUUUGUAAAGUCUCUAAGUCGUUGUAAGAAGUGGGGAGCCCAAGGUGGUAAGAGUAAUGUUUUCUUUGCCAAAACAUUGGAUGAUCGGUUUAUUAUCAAGCAAGUCACCAAGACAGAACUGGAGUCAUUCAUUAAAUUUGCACCUGAAUAUUUCAAGUAUUUGUCUGAAUCAAUUGGUACGAGAAGUCCUACAUGCCUAGCAAAGAUUCUUGGAAUCUAUCAGGUUACGGCAAAACAUCUGAAGGGAGGUAAAGAAUCAAAGAUGGAUGUUCUGGUUAUGGAAAAUCUUCUGUUUAGAAGGAAUGUUACUCGACUUUAUGAUCUCAAAGGAUCCUCAAGAUCGCGCUAUAAUGCUGACUCAACUGGGAAUAACAAAGUUCUUUUAGACCAAAAUUUGAUUGAAACAAUGUGUACAUCUCCAAUUUUCGUCGGAAACAAAGCAAAACGAUUGUUGGAGAGAGCUGUCUGGAAUGAUACUUCAUUUCUUGCCUCAAUCGGUGUAAUGGACUACUCGUUGCUGGUUGGGGUGGAUGAGGAGAAACACGAACUGGUUAUCGGAAUCAUCGAUUUCAUGAGACAAUACACGUGGGACAAACACCUCGAGACUUGGGUAAAGGCUACAGGCAUUCUUGGUGGGGCAAAGAACUCAUCUCCCACCGUGAUCUCCCCCAAGGAAUACAAGAAGAGGUUCAGGAAAGCAAUGACAACCUACUUCCUGAUGGUCCCAGACCAAUGGUUUCCGCUGUCUAUCGUUCCGAGCCAGUCUCAGUCUGAUUUUGGCGACGAGAACAUGCCGGAUGGAAAACCUGAUGCCGUGUCUGUGUCGUAAUACGUUGUAGAUAGAUGUGAGUGAAUCUCAGAGUACAACCUCUUACAUUUUGUUUAUUAUCUUGAGUAAAUUGAUUCUUUUAGGUAGAUUCUUUUCCCCCUUUUUUCUUUUGGUCCAUUAUUGUUGAAGAGCAAGAGGAGGUGAUGAGAAUUCAUUAGAAGGUGUGAAAGAAGGCUGCUAAAGCCAUUAAGAAAGGAGGUACAAUAUUAGUUAACCUCUUGAUUAAGAUAUUUGUAUAAAAUAGGUAGUGCUGUAGUUAGAUUCACAAUGUAAAGCUUCUGUUCCCCAUAUCAGCGUCUUUUGCUUCCAAAAAAAAGAGAAAAAGAAAAACAUUACCUCCAUAUGUUGUACUUUACAAGAUAAGUUACUUCAGUUCCAACAUCAAUGAAACUAAAUCUUCAAUCAUUCA
This is a messenger RNA of Cucumis sativus (cucumber), 6534 nucleotides long. Its product is annotated as 1-phosphatidylinositol-3-phosphate 5-kinase FAB1B. Bases 651 to 6125 code for a protein of 1824 amino acids. NCBI's taxonomy places the organism in Eukaryota, Viridiplantae, Streptophyta, Magnoliopsida, Cucurbitales, Cucurbitaceae. The transcript has 12 exons. Gene Ontology annotation, biological process: phosphatidylinositol phosphate biosynthetic process. The record is from RefSeq and is a predicted model, not a curated record. Gene Ontology annotation, molecular function: metal ion binding; 1-phosphatidylinositol-3-phosphate 5-kinase activity; ATP binding. Gene Ontology annotation, cellular component: endosome membrane.